AUGUUCCAACGACUAGAAAUAUCAGAAAUAUUUAGAAGCGGCAUGGUAUAUCAUCUUUGUGGAGCCAUUUUUCUGUUUUGCUGCACCUUACGCUGUGCAUCUUUAAAUAGCAAAAGAUUUUCAAAACACAAAUGUUAUGAAGAUUGCCAAUGGAUCGAAGUAAUGAACAAGUGCAUUGACUGUGAAACUGGUUUUUACGGAAGAAACUGUUCAAGUCCAUGCAGAUAUCCGAAUUAUGGUAAAGCUUGUCAACUGGAUUGCUCACACUAUAACCUGGAGGAGUGCAAUUCGACACUUGGUUGUUUGUCAUCCGAUGUACCAACUAGUCAAGAUUAUAACACAUCAAAGGAAAGUUCCAUUCGACUUAAAUACAUCAUCAUAGGAUUAAUAACAUCUGGAUUUUUUGCAACUUUCAUUAUUAUUGCUUAUGUGUAUAAAAUGAAAAGACAGUCUUUUGAAAAUGAAAGGAAUUGGUCCUCAUUUGUGCAGAGACUUCGUUAUUAUUAA
Molecule: messenger RNA, 507 nt
Organism: Magallana angulata
Lineage: Eukaryota; Metazoa; Mollusca; Bivalvia; Ostreida; Ostreidae
Exons: 4
Coding region: 1-507 (168 amino acids)
Source: RefSeq, a predicted model, not a curated record